UCCAUCGGCUUUCUGAAUUUGGAUUCUCGAAAGAUCAACGUACGCCAAAGGACCCUCAUUGAACCCGAUGGGAGUGGUCCCGCAGAGUUGUUAGUCGGGAUGCUAGUUGUAUGUGCACGCAUACCGAUGGAUCUAGAAUUCACCAUAAAUUUAGCGAACCACCUUGUAUGAGAAAUCCAGUAUAAAAGAAGUGUUAAUCCCUUGAGCACUAUCAGUUAGUGCGUACGCAUUCUUAAGCAUGAAGCUGCUGUUUUUAGUAUCGUUGAUCAUUUUGGUUUCGGGAGACGAGAGUCGUCGUCUCGUUGCCGAAAGAACAGCCGACGGCAAUGACGUAUCCUCGCCAGUGACUACUGUUCUUCAAGCUCAACCAAGCGUUCAGGAAGUCAUAGGAGAAAAAAAGCUAGGGAAGAGGAGCUACAGUUUGCUUUCCCAGGUGCCCUACGUACGCACCAACUACUCUCCCGUGUUGCCGUGGUAUCGAUUGAGAAGCGGAUUGAGCAGCUACGGCUACGGGUAUCCGAGCUGGCCGUUAUCGUACGGUGGUUGGCAGGGGGGUUGGUACAAGGGGUGGUAAAUUUCGAGAUUUAAGUAUAUAUGCGGCUGAAAAAGUACUCGCUAAAAUAAUAUCGCAUCUUGUUUUCUGAUUUUUGGCACCUUUUUCCAGCGUUUAGUAAUUUCCGAAUGUAACAUUUUUUGUUUUAUGACUAUUAUGAUAGUUCAUAAUGUUUGUUGAAUUAUAUUUAUAUGUGAAUAUAUUGGAGCAAGCAACGUGUACAAGAUAUAAAUAAGAU
This is a messenger RNA of Pogonomyrmex barbatus (red harvester ant), 791 nucleotides long. RefSeq lists its product as uncharacterized. NCBI's taxonomy places the organism in Eukaryota, Metazoa, Arthropoda, Insecta, Hymenoptera, Formicidae. The record is from RefSeq and is a predicted model, not a curated record.